Dermatophagoides pteronyssinus (European house dust mite) is the source of this 2883-nucleotide messenger RNA. RefSeq lists its product as uncharacterized. The record is from RefSeq and is a predicted model, not a curated record. Lineage: Eukaryota; Metazoa; Arthropoda; Arachnida; Sarcoptiformes; Pyroglyphidae.
AUGAUCAUAGCAGCAGCUGAAAUUUCAUAAUUCGAUGAAAAAUAUUCUGAUAGUGGUGAGAGAACAGAAAAAAAGGCUUGAAUUUUCGUUUUCGUUUGUCAAAAGUAUUUGCGCUGUUUUCGUUGAUUUUUAGUGAUUUUUGAUUUUUGAUUCUUGACGAUUGAUUCCACUAUUUUGCUAUUGUUUAUGAUGGAUCGAUUCAAAAGAUCAAUUCUACAAAUUUUAUUAUUAUCAUCAAUGAUGAUGAUGAUACAUUGCGUUGAUGGACGAUCCAACAAUUUCGAUGAUUAUAAUGAAGAAUCUAAUGGUGAUGAUGAUAAUGAUCAUUUGUAUUCAACCAUCAAUUGUAAUAUUGGUGAUAAAUAUGAUUAUGUAAUGGCAACCCAGAGUAGAUUAUUCAAUGAUAACGAUGAUGAAUAUAUACAGAUUAAAACAAGAAUAGAAUUAAAAUGUUUAUUGAAAACAAAUUGGCUGAAUGAAACUGAUAAUCAAUUAAGAAAUGGACAAAUAUUUGAAGCAAAUAUUCGUCAAAUACAACCGAUUCGUAUAAAAAAUACAUCACCAUCAAAAAAUAAUAAAAAUGGCCAACUACAGAUGGCAUCAUUGUUUGCUACAUUAAAAAAUUUAAAUGAAAUAACCAAUGCGACUGAUAAUAGCGGUGGUGGUGGUGGUGAUAAUGAUCGUAAACAACCAAAUCUAAAAGUUGGUGCUGUUAAUGGUUUUUUCACUGAUUUAGCAAAACGUUUUGGUGAUUGGUUUAUUGAAUUGAUGCAGAAAUUUUUUCAAUAUUUACAAACAAUAAUGUUAAACAAAAAUCGUCGAAAAUCCGGAUCAGUUCCGGUAAAUUUUUAUCAAUGUAGUCAAAAUAAAAAUAAUGAAAGUAAAAUUACAACAAGAAAACCCGAAUCAAGUCGAAUUCGACGAAAUACCGAACAAUCAUCAUCAUCAUCAAUGCCAAUAGAUUUGGAACAAUUCGCUAGUGAUUAUAGUGAAAUGUAUCGUCAUCCAUUUCAAUUUGUACAAUUAAUGGAUGGAUCAAUACAGAAUAUUAAAUUAUCCGAAUUGGAUCAAGAUCCAAAUAUAAUACAAUUUAAAAAAUUUAUAAUCCGUUCAUUUGGAACACAAUUAGAUGAACGUAAAAAACGUAUUAUUGAAAUAGAUGAAUUAGGUACACAUUAUUGUCAUUAUCAAAUGGAAUUUGAUGAACCCGAUGUUAAUAAAAAACCCGUACAUUAUUUAAAUCAAAGAUCAAAACGUCAUUCAUAUGAAGAUGAUCAUAUUGUUUCAAUAAUGAGACAAUUUAAAAGUGAUGAUAUUAUUGUUAAAAGUCGUAAUAAUCGAUUGCCAAAAUCUCGUUCAUUUGAUAAUGAUAAUGUAAAAUCCGAAUCAGUUAUGAAUUUUAUGGAUUUUAAUGUACAAGAAAUACAACUUGUACGUAAUAAUAUGGUUGUUGCUUCAGGUGGAUAUUUUCAAGGUUUUAUGCCAAUAUUAACACCGACAACACCAGCAAAAAAUGAUGAUCGUUCAAAACGUUCAACAAAAUUUGAUAAACAUGAUUUAAUCGAUAAAUAUUUACGUAAACAUUUGGAUUUAAAUAUGCAAUAUUCAAUGGUGAGACUAAAUAGUACAAACAAUUCAAAACAACGGAAACAAAGAAAUCGUCGUUCAAUAAUAGAAUCAGAUCCAUCAUCAAUGGAAACACCACCACCAGCAGCAACAAUAAUUAAUUAUGUUGACAGAAUUGUCAAACAUUUUGAAAAUCUAGAACAACAACAACAACGAAAAAAACGUGAAACAAAUAAUGACAAAGAAUCGACACAGAAUUCAACAUUAAAUAAUAAUGUUGUUUGCCAGCAACGAUCAUCAUCAACAUCAACAAAUUUAAAAUGGCAACGAAGACAAAAUGAAAUGAAUGAAGCGUAUGAUAAUGAAAUCGAUACCGGUAAAGUUUUGAUUGAUAAAAAUCACAAUGAUGAUAAUGGCGAUGAUGAUGAAAAACUACUUGAAUGUUAUGAAUAUAAAAGUUUUGGUACAAAUUUUAUAAAUGCAAAUUUUAAUCGUAGUAUUAUAACACGAUUAUCAAAUAGUAAAAGAGAUAAUAAUGAUCAAACAACAAAAAUAGAAGAAUUUGAAACUAGAUAUAAAAUUGCAGCAAGUUUGUUUGGUAUUGAUUUAAUUGAUGGCCAGAUUAAUUUAUCAAAAAAAUCAAAUAAUGAUUCAUGGCUGAUAUUGAAUUUAUUCGGUUCAACAUAUGAAAAUCUAAAUCUUUGUGAAAUACGUAAUAAAGAUUAUAGUCAAUCCGGUAUAAUACCAUUAUUUGUUGAAGAUAUUUGGUUUAAAACAAAUAUUGCCAUAAAAAUUCAUUAUAAAUUAAAUUUAAAAUUAGAUAUACCAUUUUUAAAUUGUAAUAAUCAACCAAAAAAUAAUGAAAUCAUAAAACGUGUUAUAAAUGAUGAAUUAGAAUUGAAACAAAAUGCUAUGAUGGAAUUUGCUGUUGUUGCUGAAGCUAAUUUUCUUAUUGUUAAUGCUAAAAUGCGAUUAAAUGGAAAAUUUGAUAUGGAUUCUAUGGUCGAUUUUACUGGCACUUGUUUAUCGGCUAAAACAUUUGUCAAACCAAUGGAUAUUGUUAGUGAUAUUCAGUAUGAGUUUUAUCAUCCUAUAUGUGGUGAAUGGAUGAUGGAUCAUUGGAAACCAAAACCAUUGUCCUGGAAAUUGAAUAAGGAUUAUCACCGAUCAUGGUCAACGCCAAAUAAUACAUGUGUUUGAUGAUGAUGAAGAAUUUUUGUUUUUGUUUCUGUCUAACCGAAAUACUCAAUCAACAACAACAACAGCAACAACAACGACAGACAUCUUAUUUUCUUUUUCUUUUUUCCAAGUCUGAGU